Molecule: messenger RNA, 1158 nt
Organism: Epithele typhae
Lineage: Eukaryota; Fungi; Basidiomycota; Agaricomycetes; Polyporales; Epitheliaceae
Exons: 1
Coding region: 1-1158 (385 amino acids)
Source: RefSeq, a predicted model, not a curated record
AUGACCGCCACCACUGCUUGGGCUGACCCACACGCCUUCCACCCGUGGUUCCGUAUGCCUUCCCUCAAACGACAACUCAGCGAUGAUGACGAGCAGUCACCUUCCCCGCCAUCCGCCUACACCAACCCAUCCCUUGUCGACUCGCGCCGGUCGCUUUCUCCGGCCCCGAGCCCCAAGAGGCGAAGAUGCGACGUACUCGAGACAGGGCUGUCGAAGCUCACGCUCGCGCCAGCCGCCACCGUUUCGCCCGUGGUACUUGCACUCUGGCCCGGAACGAACACGAACGGGCCGGUGGACGGCAUGCCGGUCUCCGCGUACGCACCAAUCACGACGAACAUGAACACAGCGUUCCCCGGGUCAGUCGAAGAGCCUGUCGAGGUGUUGAAUGGCAUCGUCGAAGAGGUGCCAGAGCUGCCGGAGGUGUCGAUGAAGGGCCCGUCGUGGUAUGAGGUCGAGAAAGACCGUAAGUCCGCGUUCCUCCAUCCUGCACGCGCAUUCUUCACGCGCGACGCGGUGGUCUUCACUGUCGAUCGCGCCGUAUCUGCCCUCGCGCCCUUCACCUCGCCUAAGUCACUCAAGCUGGAGGCUGCUGUCUCCCGCCACGUCGUCAGAACGCCCGCUCUUCCCCCGCCUUCCCCGUUUUUCCCGCCCCCGCCGAGCACGACGGUAGCUAACGCGUUCUACGCUCUAGGCAUCGUGAUCACCGACCUCGAAGACUCGGACGCCGAAGACGCGCCCGACAGCGAGCGCGAGAACGUCCCGCCCCGCGGCGCAGCCGCCGCGGACGCGCCGGCGUACGCGAUUUCGAGCGCGCUCCUCGGCCGCCUCGCGCGCCCGCCGCUCGCGCCCGUUCCAGUCCCCGCGGGCAGCGGCGCCCUUGUGCUCUACCGCCCGCUCCCCCCCUUGGCGGUGGUGACCCCCGGCGCGGUGGAGGAAGCGGAGGCGGAGGAUGAGGCGGGGGUGGUCACGCGCCCGCGUUUGCAGACCGGGACCGGGACCGGGACGCGCGACGGCGGAGUGGGGGAGCCAAUGGGCGGGGGCGACGGCGACGACGACGCGAUGGCGCUUGAAGACGUGGGCACGCCAAUGGCGUUGGAGGACGCGUCGGCAGCGGAGGGGGACGUAGAGUACGAGCCAAUGGACGUCGAGAUGCUCUGA